This is a messenger RNA of Pleuronectes platessa (European plaice), 938 nucleotides long. RefSeq names its product phospholipid scramblase 1. Gene Ontology annotation, cellular component: plasma membrane. The transcript has 6 exons. Lineage: Eukaryota; Metazoa; Chordata; Actinopteri; Pleuronectiformes; Pleuronectidae. Gene Ontology annotation, molecular function: phospholipid scramblase activity. The record is from RefSeq and is a predicted model, not a curated record. The coding region runs from base 1 to 780 and encodes 259 amino acids. Gene Ontology annotation, biological process: plasma membrane phospholipid scrambling.
AUGGCCUGCCAGUCACGCACUCUCUCCGACGAAUCAGAGAGAGCCAGCAGUGGCAUGCCAGACAUGUCACCGAUGCGCCAGGCAAACCUCGCAGGCCAAGCUGAGCCAGCGGGGCGCCAGUGGUCACUGGAGAGGGGUUAUGUUUACAAAGUAGUGGAGGAGGUGGACCAGCUGCUCAUCAAACAGAAGGUUGAAGUAGUUGAAGCCCUCGUCGGUUUCGAGAGCAACAACAAGUAUGAAGUCCGUAACGCCAUGGGCCAGAACGUGUUCUACGCCGUGGAGGAGAACGACUGCCUGAGUCGACAGUGCUGCGGCCCCGUGCGCUCCUUCAACAUCCACGUGCUUGACAACUUCGGCCAGGAGGUCAUCACCGUCACCAGACCACUGAAGUGCAUGUCCUGCUUCUUCCCUUGCUGUUUGCAGGAGCUGGAGGUGCAGUCCCCCCCUGGGAACACAGUGGGGUACGUUGUACAACAGUGGCAUCCGUUCUCCCCUAAAUUCCUGGUUACGGACGAACACUGCGAGCCUGUGCUGAAGAUCCAUGGGCCCUUCUGUGGAUGGAGCUGCCUCCCAGAUGUUGACUUUGAGAUUCUCACCAUGGAUGAAGUCAGUAAAAUCGGGAAGAUCAGUAAACAGUGGACGGGACUUCUGCGGGAAAUGUUCACGGAUGCAGACAACUUUGGAAUCCAGUUCCCCAUGGACCUGGACGUGAAGAUCAAGGCUGUGAUGAUCGGCGCGUGUUUCCUCAUCGACUUCAUGUUCUUUGAGACGAACAACUAGGGGCCGAGCAGGAUUUCCGAGAAAGCGUUCAACAUUCCUGGAAGAGCAAGGCCAUAAAGCCGUGAUGAUCAGCACCGAGAGCCCUGACACGGAGCAACCUGUCUGACCGAAAGUAAAGAAAGUACUGAGAGGUGUCCAAGUGUUUUCAUUUUGCAUGA